AUGGUCGUUAAACGCCCUCUUAUGAGGGAGAAGUUCACUUAUCUUGGCGAGGAUCAGGAUCGGCUGUUUGAAGCAGGCUAUAAGAAUGAAGCAUCGGAGGAUACAUGCGAGCGUUACGACAUGGGAAAGUUGAAAGGAAGACUAGCACGAGGUACACCGGACCCUGUCGUUCAUUACGGUUUGAUCGCGUCAGGUAAUCAAGUCAUGAAGGAUAGCGCUAUGAGGGAUCACUGGGCUCAAAAACUGAGAAUUAUCUGUUUUGAGAUGGAGGCCGCUGGCUUGAUGGAUAUAUUGCCCUGUCUUGUGAUCCGAGGAAUUUGUGAUUAUGCAGACUCCCACAAGAACAAACAGUGGCAGGAGUACGCAGCCACGACUGCUGCAGCAUAUGCAAAAGAGUUGCUUUUAACAUCUGUUGUUGAGGCUGCCAAGUAUCGAUUAUCAGGUGAUAGAGUUCCGACUGCCUUUUUCUACUGUGAAAUCGAUCGGCCCGAACUUCUUGAGGCAGGUCACAUCAUGGCUAGUCUUAUCAAGCAAUUGUGCAAAUUUCUACUCUGUAUCUCUCAGGAACUUCCGGGAAAUGUUGCCGCUGAUAUUGAAAGAUUCUACGGACCUAAACGAGUGAAACCCGACUUUGAAAAUCUCAAGAAUAUUUUUGUUCGCCUUUUUGACCGUGUCCCUAUUGAAGAUCGUAUCCCUGCGCUCCACGUUGCAUCAAAGCUAGGGUAUCACGACGUUGUCCAAGUCCUGCUGCAAUACUGCGAUGUUAACUUGCAAGACGUUGAUGGCUACCUGGCGUUGCAUCAUGCAGCAAGCAAAGAACAUAGAGAAGCUUCAAAAUUGCUUAUUACAGCUAAGGGGGCGAGAAGUCCCCGUCUUUCCAAGUUGAAAUGCACUCCCCUAUGGCUAGCAGUGACCAACGGUCACGAUCAUAUUAUGUCGCUGCUUCGACAAAACAACGAAUACAUUGAGGCAAAAGACCUUACGAGUCAUAGUACGCCACUCUUGCAGGCUACGAAGAAUGGCCACUGCUCAACAGCCGAGAUCUUGAUUAGAAGAGGCGCAAAAAUCGAUACAAGAGACCUUUCAAGAACAAACCCUUUAAUCGAAGGGGCAGAUCCAGCAUCUCAAAAUUAUGAUCUUGGUCGCACUCCGCAGUCAUGGGCUGCAUUGAAUCAUCACGAGUUAAUAGCAGAUGUGCUAGCAGAAAAGGCUAAGACUGGGUCGAACCUUCGGUCUAUCGAGCUUGAGCUACUGCGUGCCACCGAAGGUGACGAUUUAAAUUCACUGAGACGUACCUUGAGCCAUGCCCAUGUUACGGGAUAUAUUGAGAAAACCACUUUACGAGCGUGCCUGAUUGAAAGUGCCACAGGGGUGAACAUGAGCGCAACGCAGUAUCUCCUUAGCAUGUCAUCUCCCAGAAUUGUGCAUGCCGCGCUUCUGCGGGCCAUAAAAACCAAUCAUGAUGGCAUUUUACUUAUGCUUCUAGACUUUGGGGCAUCGCUGAACAUAAGAUGCGCAGGUGGCAAUACCCUGCUGAUGACAGCUUCAUUGGAGGGUUUUCAGAAUGCUGUUGAGGUGCUUAUCGCACGAGAUGCUGACUUGAAUGCGAAGGACUAUAAUAGGCGAAACGUUUUGCACAAAAUGGCUUUUGACGACUGGCCUUAUUGGGGAGAAGACCUUCUCUAUACAAUACUUAGCGCUGGUUGCUCGCUUCACAAUCGUGACAGUGUGGGCCGAACUUCGCUUCAUUGGGCUUGCGCCACUGGGAAAUAUCGAAUGGCACAGUUGAUAAUAACGAAAUCAUCUGGGCCAUCACCAGACCCUAAUGCCUUAGACGACAGAAAUCCUAAUCUUUCAAAUGAUGAGGGGGACACGCCCCUUCAUUUCGCAGGGAUUCUGGGCUUGAUGAACAUUGCUCAAACGCUCCUAAUGUCUGGAGCAAAGGUAGCUAUACAGAACGUUAACGGAGUCACGCCUCUUCACAUUGCCGCUCGUGCUGGGCAAGCAAAUGUUGUCGAGCUCUUGCUUCAAGCAUUACCACUGCCUCUGCUAAGAAAGUUGGAAGAAUUAAAGGACCGACAUGGCCAGACGGCGUUUUCGCUGGCUACUACAAAUGGUCACGAAGCAGUCGCCGACCUAUUGAUUUAUGGCGGAAUUGGCACUUCUAGCAAAUUUACAAGUCCCUCAACGUUCGGUUCACCUUCUAAGGAGCUCUCCCGCUCAGUUUCGGGUUCUAAAGACCUUGAAUGA
Molecule: messenger RNA, 2250 nt
Organism: Aspergillus affinis
Lineage: Eukaryota; Fungi; Ascomycota; Eurotiomycetes; Eurotiales; Aspergillaceae
Product: serine/threonine-protein phosphatase 6 regulatory ankyrin repeat subunit A
Exons: 5
Coding region: 1-2250 (749 amino acids)
Biological process (GO): nucleoside metabolic process
Molecular function (GO): protein binding; catalytic activity
Source: RefSeq, a predicted model, not a curated record